AAUCCAGUUUAUGUAUCAAGCGAGAGGUUUAGAAAAUAUUAGCAGGAUUUAACAUUAAUUUUGUGUAUUUUCUUAUUUCCAACGAUGGCAGAGAACGUUAGUCAGGGCAAGAAGGAAGGUAAAGCCAUAGCUGAGGGUGAAAUAAGAGUCACAACGUUGGGAAGGGUCUCCAACUAUGUUACUUAUGCUAAGAAACUCCUUUCAAGUGGUAUACCUGUAAUUACCAUUCGUGGUACCGGGAGGGCCAUGAGCAACGUCGUCGAGACUGCCGAAAUUUUAAGGCACAUGAUCGAGGGCCUGCAUCAGGUCACUACCGUCGACACUCAGGAUAGACUGGCUGAUCCAGAGACUACCGCUGAGGCAGGAAAAGAUUCAAAAUUUACAGUUUGCUUCCUAACAGUCGCUUUAUCACUGGAUCCAUCUAAACUCGACACUAACUCGAUUGGCUACCAGGCUCCACUUACAAAGGAGAACCUUGCCGACAUUGAUGUGGAUCAGCUCUUGCGAUCCGGACGCGGUGGACAACGAAGGACAAACAGGAGCACCAACAGGAGAUGAUACAUAUGAUAAAGUAUGUAAUCACUAGGAUAUGAAUAUUAUUCAUUUAUG
Messenger RNA from Theileria equi strain WA, 609 nucleotides. RefSeq lists its product as hypothetical. Bases 85 to 558 code for a protein of 157 amino acids. NCBI's taxonomy places the organism in Eukaryota, Apicomplexa, Aconoidasida, Piroplasmida, Theileriidae. The transcript is spliced from 3 exons. Gene Ontology annotation, molecular function: nucleic acid binding. The record is from RefSeq and is a predicted model, not a curated record.